Messenger RNA from Morchella importuna, 435 nucleotides. RefSeq lists its product as uncharacterized. Bases 1 to 435 code for a protein of 144 amino acids. The record is from RefSeq and is a predicted model, not a curated record. NCBI's taxonomy places the organism in Eukaryota, Fungi, Ascomycota, Pezizomycetes, Pezizales, Morchellaceae. The transcript has a single exon.
AUGUCUGGAACUGCCGCUACACCAGCGCCUACCUCGACAGACCCACUCCAACAAAGGCUCGCCCAGAUCGAUGCAGACUUAGACGAGGCAUACACUCGAUGCCACGACAACUACAGGCGCAUGGAAAGGUACCGACACAACUACAACGUUGAGCGGAACGGCAUAAUCCUUGGUGGCGGCGACCCGUUCAGGAUCGUACCUGUAUUUACGCCUGAAUCCUUCAAAAUGUGGUCUAGGGUAUACCUACUGAAGAGGCUGAGGUCCAGGACUGCUGAACUGAAGAAGGAGCAGAGGAGUUUGCAUGUGUGGUGCAUUGAAGCGAAACAGGAGAGGGAGGACAUUCUGAACGAGAUUAAAAGGAGGACCGUCGAUAAUGGAAUUUAUGGCUAUACUGAUGGGGUGGGGCCGGAAGAGGCUGGGCCCGGUGGGGCUUAG